CACACUCACUCUUUCUCUCUCUUAAUUUCUUUUCUACUUUCUCUCUCUAGAAUAUAUAUAUAAUAAAUUCGAAGAACGAGAACCCUGCUCGUGAAUUUUUCCCUAUUUAUUUCUAUAUAUAUAUAUAUAUAUAAUAAUUUCCGAUUUCUUCUUCUUUCUGUAUAUAGUGAGAAUCCAAGAACCAAACGGAACCCUAGAACCGUAAUCGAUUAUGAUUUUCCCCCAAAAUAGGGAAUAAUAAACCCAUCUAUCAAUGAAUCCUUUUACGGGCCGAAACCCUAAUUAGUUUUUGUUUCGGUUUCUGAAUUUUGUUGUGGUUUUUAUAGCCAUGGAAUCGCCCACUCCGGUUUCUCGAUACAUCCCUCAGAAUUCUAAGAAAAGAUCGUUCAUGGCUGGAAGUUCGUCGUCCGGGUGUAAAGACGCGGAGGUGUUGGAAAUUCCGCCGCCGAUUAAUCGAUCUUCUAAACCCAAGUCCUCUAAACAAAAAGAGGUUAUUUAUCAAGAAAUAAUAGAUGUUGACUUGGAAGAAGACUCUCGCGAAAUCGUACCAGCUAAUGAGGGAGUUGGUUCAAGUGCCAAAGGCAAGGAAAUUGUGCCCAAUUAUUUAGCUGGUCUAAGUAUUUUAGCAGAUAACGAACCCGCGAGUAACGCUCUGACGUCUAAUAACGGUGCUGGCACCGUAGAUGAUUCAAUUAAUGUUGAAGAUUAUAACUCCGAUUCAUUCUAUGGAGAGGAGGAUUGGAUAGAUUCAUAUUACGAAGACGGAAUAUUUGAUGACUACGCUGCUGCGGGAUCGUAUUUCGACCACAUGGAUAUUCCGACUGGAGUCGAGGCGCCAUUCCCUUGGUUGUCUAAUUCCACCACUAUAAUUGAUAUGAAUUUGCCAACAAAUAGCACUUCAAAAUACCCAAAUUUCCAACCUCAGUUGAACUCCUCUCAAUCUCCGCAGCCAUUGAAUCUACCACAAACAAACAAUCCUUCUACUCCUCUACCACAAAUAAACAAUCUUUCUACUCCGAAUUCAGGUAAGGACACGAGUUCAGGCAGCAAACAUUCGAAGGAAAAAAUACAUUCGAAAUCGUACGAACGUAGUAAAAGUAACAAGAAAUCGGCUGCUUCGAGUUUUGAUGCCAAUGCGAGUUUGCAACAUUCAACGGGUUCUGCAACUAGCAAGGCUGCAAAGGAAAUUCUGCUCUCUCUUGGAAAGAAUAAAAGGAAGCCACGUUCAUCACAUGCAAGUACUGCCUAUCCGAGUCAUUACAGCCAAUAUUCUGUCUCAACGUUUCCGAAUGUUAAUGGCGGUAGUAGCUACCCUAUGAUGAACAUGCCUACUUCCACUUAUCCGUUUGGAGCGGGAAACUAUGCUAUGCCUUCGCUUCAGAAUUUACCCAUGAAUAAUUUGCAGCCUUCUGUGGGUCCUACUAAUAAUCUAAUUGGACCAUCUUCAAUACCGAAUUCACUGCCUGCCAAGAUAGAUCAGAUAGAUGUGGAUAAGAGUGUGCAGAUGUUUGAAGCUUUUAAGAAAUUUGACACAGUUGAGGAUUUUUCAGACCACCACUACUGCAAUAGUGGCUCUUCUGCAAAACAGGCACCAAAGAAUUGGGCCAAGAGAAUACAAGAAGAAUGGAAAAUUCUUGAAAAAGAUUUGCCGGCUGAAAUAUUUGUGAGGGUAUACGAAUCGAGGAUGGAUCUUUUACGAGCUGUGAUAAUAGGUGCAGAGGGAACUCCGUACCAAGAUGGUCUCUUUUUCUUCGAUGUCUUUUUCCCCAGCAGCUACCCCAACGUUCCACCUCACGUGCAUUAUCACUCGGGCGGCCUUCGUAUAAACCCUAACUUGUACAAUUGUGGGAAAGUUUGCCUAAGCCUUCUCAAUACUUGGACUGGCGGCCAAAAGGAGAAAUGGCUACCUGGUGUUUCGACCAUGCUGCAAGUCUUGGUAUCCAUACAAGGGCUGAUUUUAAACGCAAAGCCCUAUUUUAACGAGCCUGGAUACGCAAAUACGAGUGGCACCCCAACUGGAGAGAAGAGAUCUUUGGAGUAUAAUGAAAACACGUAUAUCUAUUCUCUCCAGACUAUGGUCUACAGCAUAAGAAGGCCUCCAAAGUAUUUUGAGGAAUUUGUGAGAGGGUAUUUCUGCAAGAACGCUCGAGAUAUUCUUGUGUCGUGUAAGGCUUACAUGGAAGGUGUUCAAGUGGGGUGUCUUGCUAAAGGUGGUGUGCAAGAUGUCGACGAAGGAGAUAAGAACUGCUCGCAGCAAUUUAAGACGAGAUUGGCUGGGUUUAUUGCUCUUUUGGUGAACGCGUUUACGGAAAUCGGAGCGAAUAACUGUCGCGAGUUUUUGUCUUUGGCUCAAAGGGGGAAUCUUCAAUCGAGUAUUGCCGCUCGUAAUGCCCUAAGUUACUAUUAAGUUAUUCCAAAAAAAAAUGAAAAAAAAAAAACAAUUUUGUGACAUGUAAAAAAGAUUCUGCAUUUUUUAAAUUAAACUGGACUUGGUUUUUGUUUUUGAUCGGAAUAAAACUGUUCAUACUCUAUUGAUUUAUAUUUAUAUAUAUUAUAGUAGUGCCACUAGGCAUAUUCUAGU
Erythranthe guttata (spotted monkey flower) is the source of this 2581-nucleotide messenger RNA. RefSeq lists its product as uncharacterized. Gene Ontology annotation, molecular function: ubiquitin conjugating enzyme activity. NCBI's taxonomy places the organism in Eukaryota, Viridiplantae, Streptophyta, Magnoliopsida, Lamiales, Phrymaceae. The record is from RefSeq and is a predicted model, not a curated record.